UUUGCAACACUAAAUUCUUAUCUUCCAGUAUUAAGCGGCAUUCCACGUCAGGUUUAAUCAUUGUUUUGAAGGAAAUCAAACAGUUGAAAUGCGCUUGAAAGGCUUUACCCUGUAUCUGGGCCUCCUGCCGCUACUCCUCCAGGUCACCAGUGGCGAAUCCCCCGAGGAGGAGCAGGGCGUACGCUAUGCCAACCGCUGUGAAGCCUGCAAAAUCCUGGCCGCCGAACUGGAGGCGCGUCUCGGGGAGACCGGCAAAUCCCAUGAUGUGAUCGAGAUUGGCUACUCCGUGGAUGAUGUGAAGCCCAAAAAGCGCACUGAAUACCGGCGCAGUGAACUACGACUUUUGGAGUCCCUGGAGAACGUGUGCGAGCGAGUCCUGGAGUACAAUCUGCACAAGGAGCGGACCGACAGUACAAGAUUCGCUAAGGGCAUGUCGCAGACCUUCCAGACCCUACACGGUCUGGUGGACAAGGGCGUCAAAGUGGAUCUGGGCAUACCCUACGAACUGUGGGACAAGCCACCUGUCGAGGUCACCCAGAUGAAGACGCAGUGCGAAAAUAUGCUGGAGGAGUACGAGGAAAGGAUAAGUGAUUGGUAUUUCAAGCUGCAGGAUAAAAAGUCUCUAAAGAAGCAUCUGUGCGAGGAUCAUGUGCUCAAGAGAAAGGAGGAGAGGGAAUGCCUCAAGGAGGAACUGCCACCGCCAAAACCCAAGAAAACGGACAAAAAGAACAAGAAGCCCAAAGGUGAUAAGGAGGAACUGUGAGACCAAAGUGUAAAAGGAUAUUAAAUACUAUUAGAAAGUGUUUCAAGUUAAAUUCUAUUUAAAUUCUUCCAUUUACUAGAAUUUCUUGAAUUGAAAAUAUUUUUGUAUCAGUUUAAGUAAAAGUUUUUUAUACUUUUAACUCCGUUUUCGAAAUGGAAUUAUCUUAGAACAAAUGUUAAUGUUAAGCUAGUUUAAGUAAAACUCACUCAAAGUUUAUAUCCUGUAAGCCAAAAACCUUCCUCUACGACUGAGCCACAAAAUGUUACUGAAUGUCUCACCUGGGGCCAUUGGCUGGGCUUAUUGAUUUCGGCCAUGAAUUGGGGUCAACAAUUAAAAGUUGACUGCCCUCGGGGGUAUACUCAACCGAAACCACCACCAUAAGCCCAAAAGCCACGUGUUUGCCUUAACAAAGCCAACUAUAUAAAUAAUAAAUACUCAAAAUGUUUCAAAAAAUAAGUAUAAUAAAGAUUACGAGUCUUUUUUAUGGCUUUCUAA
Messenger RNA from Drosophila kikkawai, 1258 nucleotides. RefSeq names its product protein canopy b (gene CNPYb). The record is from RefSeq and is a predicted model, not a curated record. Lineage: Eukaryota; Metazoa; Arthropoda; Insecta; Diptera; Drosophilidae.